GUCGUCUCACUCGAUGGAUUUUGGCUUUACAGGAGUACGACUUUUCGGUUACGCAUCGACCUGGUCGAUAUCAUUCAAAUGCCAAUAGUCUUUCCCGGCUCGUCAAUUCUCUUGUUUCCAUGACUAAAAAUUUUGACCAUAAAAUCUGGUAUAAUUGUCGUCAAAUGUGUCACUCCGCCCGAGAAUGUUUUCACCCCUACGUCCAAAAAUCCACAAUCCAAUCACGACAACCUCUCCAAUUUUGA
Racocetra persica is the source of this 245-nucleotide messenger RNA. The record is from the annotation of a GenBank genome assembly. Lineage: Eukaryota; Fungi; Glomeromycota; Glomeromycetes; Diversisporales; Gigasporaceae.